Messenger RNA from Oryza sativa Japonica Group (Japanese rice), 3156 nucleotides. The record is from RefSeq and is a predicted model, not a curated record. Lineage: Eukaryota; Viridiplantae; Streptophyta; Magnoliopsida; Poales; Poaceae.
GCGAAUGAAAAACAGCAGAAGUUAGAUGUUAAUCUUGCAUUCCACGGGAAAUGUCAGGCCAAAGCCAAAUGUUCAGCUGCUAUUUGUUGAACUAAAGAAAGUUGUGGGGUUGCAAUGGGAAUGGAAAGUAAAGCAGCUUAAUGACAAAGAGUUUUUAAUCAACUUUCCAUCGGAUGAUGUGAGAAGUAAAAUAUCCACUUGCAAGAGCUUUGAUUUUGAGACCUCUCUAAUCAAGGCUAGUGUGGUGGAGACAGGUAUGACAGAAGAGGCUGUUGAUGAGCUAGUUGCUGUUUGGGUCAAAGUAUAUGGCAUACCAAAGAUUGCUAGGAAUGAGGAUGCUAUUAAGUCCAUUGCUGAGUUGGUGGGGGAAUUUGAAGCUCUAGAUGGUGCUAGUAUCAGAAGAGAUGGUCCAAUCAGAGUGAGAGUUGCUUGUAAGGACCCUAGGGAAUUACACUUCGGGAUGCAUGUCUAUAUCAACAAAGUGGGAUACUUAAUCAGAUGGGAGCCAGAAGGGUAUUCGUCUAUUGAGAAUAGACCAAUUCACCCUGAUGACGAUGACAAAGAUGACAAAGACGAGAAUGACGGCAAUGAAGACAUGAAUGUUGAUGAGGAUUACAAGAUGCAAAGCCCUACUAGAGGUAGACAGAACCAGAAUACAGGUGCUUCAUCAAGGGGUGGACACUCUGCGCCACCUGCUUACAAAGGCAAGGAAUAUAAGAGUGGUUAUGUCAAGAAGAUUGCCUCUAAGAAAACCUCUACUAUCUCAUCCUCAGAACUGGUUUUGGAGAAAGAAAAAAAGAAAGAGUUAGUGUCACUACAGCAGGAACCAAAGCACACAGAGUCAACUGAGCUGGUGUUGUGGGAGAAAAAGAUGGAGAUAGUCCCUAUGGAACAAGAAUCCCAGGAAAUUGACUUCUCUCUAUCUGCUCCUCUGCACUCUCAAGAGAAGGAGUUUUCUGGGAAGAUUGAUGCUGCUUUGUGGGAUGAUGAGUUGGAGAAAUGUGCAAUACCUACUGAUUCAGAUAUAGAAAGACUAAGAGAGGAAGAAGACAAGGAGGAAGAAAUCAGUUUUCAAGAGGUUUCACACAGAAAGAAAGGGAAGAGCAAAUCAACAGAACCUGCAAUCUCAUCUAGGAUGAGCCUCAGGAAUAGAGAGAUGGCAACCAUUCCAGUCACUAAGAGAGCUGAGAUCCUAACACAGAAGAAGAACUUGGAGAGUCCGGCUCAGGUAACAACUCAAAUCCUUUUGCAAUUUUCCAACUUAUUGAUGCAGCUGAGUUGAAUGCUAUAGCGGUAGCUGCUAAUAUUAAUCUAGGUAAUAGUGAUGCUGAAAUAAAUUCUAACAUUGAGACAUUUAGAGCUAAGGAGUUAGUGCAGGCCUCUCUAGCUGCAGCCAGAUGGAAAAUAGAAUCUGAGGAAAAAGAGUUGAAAGAGAAACAGUUAGAGGAGAUGGUCAAUAAAGAGAUAUCACAAAUAGAGGAGAACCCUGAUGAGGUUCCUGCGCAUAAGAAGAGAGAUGGUACCAAAAAAACAAAGAAAAAAUGAAAAUUCUUUUUUGGAAUGCAAGAAGGUUAGGGGGCAAACCUAGGAAAAGACAGCUGAAAGAGUUGAUAUAUGAGAGGGGUCUCGAUAUUGUUUGCAUACAAGAGACUAAGAAAGAGAGUUUUAAUAGUAGAGAGCUGAAUUCUUACCAAGGGGCAAAAGAGUUCUUUUGGUGCUGGAAAGCAUCCAGAGGGGCGUCAGGAGGUAUUCUUAUAGGAGUUAAUCAAGAGGUUGCAGAGGUUACUAAUACACAUGUAGGGGCUUAUUUCCUGAGUUGUGAGAUAAAAUGCAAGAGAGAUAAUGAAUCCUGGGAAGUGAUUUCUGUUUAUGGUCCAGUUGACAACAGUUUGAGAGAGAGUUUUCUAGAGGAGUUAAAUUGGCAUUUACAAUUCAGACAGCUCCCUGUGGUUGUAGGAGGAGAUUUUAACUUGUAUAGAUUUGCUAGUGAGAAAUCAAACAAUAACUUAGAUUUUAGGUCCAUGGAGAAGUUUAAUUCUUUCAUUGCUAACUUAGAAUUAAGAGAGCUGUUUAGAAGUGGUCCCACAUUUACAUGGACUAACAAACAAGAGAUUCCUGUUCAAGUGGUCUUAGAUAGAGUACUGGUCAGCACAGAUUGGGAUGACAAGUUCCCUACCUCUCUUCUUUCCUCUAUCUUGAGAGUUGGUUCUGAUCACACCCCACUCCUUUUAGAUACUAAUGAGCUAGAUGUGAAGGGGUGUAGUUAUUUCAAAUUUGAGUCAGCAUGGCUGAUCCAAGAAAACUUUGUGGAGAUGGUGAGAUUGAAGAUGACCCCCAGAGAUGACUCUUACAUUUUAGAAUACUGGAACAAAAAACUGGUUCCUCUGAGGAGAUUUUUAAAAGGCUGGUGGAUAAAUGUACAAAGAGAUGCUAGGAUUAAGAAGGUAGUGCUGAAAAAUCAGUUAGAAGAAUGGGACUUGCAGGCUGAACAAAGAGAUUUGUCAUGUGAAGAAUGGAAUGAGAGAUAUGCAAAAGAGACUGAACUUGAACAUAUAUAUGAGUUGGAGGAGCUCUUAUGGCAUAAAAGAGGUGGAGGCCAAUGGCUACUGGAGGGAGAUAGAAACACGGAAUUUUUCCACAGAGUUGCUAAUGGUAGAAGAAGGAAAUGCACUAUUGUUUCAUUAGAAGAGGAUGGACGCUUGAUAACUAAUAAAGAUGAACUCUCUGAUCACAUUGUGGGUUACUAUAAAGAGCUGUUUAGAGCUGAUACUCCAUCUAACAUACACUUAUCUCAAGGGGUUUGGGAGGAGAGUUUUUCACUUACUAAUGAUGAGAAGCUAAAUCUCAUCAGACCUUUUACUAGAGUAGAGCUGGACAAAGUGAUCAGAGAAGCCAAGACUAAUACUGCACCUGGCCCUGAUGGGUUCAAUGUACACUUUUAUAGAACCUUUUGGGCUGAAGUGAGAGAGGACUUAUUUGAGAUGCUCAUUCUCCUCUACAAUGGGGAACUUGAUCUAAAGAGAUUGAACUUUGGUGUGAUAUCUUUGAUUCCCAAGAAAAGUGACCCUUCUGACAUUAGACACUUCAGACAUAUAUGUGUGCUGAAUGACUGUUUUAAAUUCAUUAGUAAAGUGGUUACUAAUAGAUUCACAGAGG